Molecule: messenger RNA, 9346 nt
Organism: Nothobranchius furzeri (turquoise killifish)
Lineage: Eukaryota; Metazoa; Chordata; Actinopteri; Cyprinodontiformes; Nothobranchiidae
Gene: ttbk2a
Product: tau tubulin kinase 2a
Biological process (GO): signal transduction; cilium assembly; peptidyl-serine phosphorylation
Cellular component (GO): nucleus; cytoplasm; ciliary transition zone
Molecular function (GO): ATP binding; protein serine/threonine kinase activity
Source: RefSeq, a predicted model, not a curated record
UGUUAAUUAUGCAAUUUAUAAACAUGUCGCAGCUGUAAGCAAAAUAAAUAUAAAAAAUAUACUGCGCGUGCGCUGAACUGUAUCUUUAAAAAACAAUGUCUUUCAUGCGCGCGGCCGUACUGUUGCGAGGGCCGAUCGGAUCGGGGCCGCGCGCGCAGGAAGGCUGAUGACCACCACCGAUAGAGCCGUCACGUCACGGAUCUGCAGAGCAGAGAGAUGCUGAGGUGACAGGUAGAAAAAGGAGAAACUGGACCACCUCUCCUCGGACACGUCUCCCUCUCCUGCUCUCCACCCCAACCCCCUACACCGCCUCCAACCAAUGGCCUCCUCACGCACUAUGGAACUCUUCGUGUCCGCACCGCUCCGGAUCCCACAGGAUAUACUGUAACCACGCCCGGCCCUUCGGAUCAAGGACUGGCAGCGAAGACCCGAGGGUUCUCAAUCAGGUUCCUGAUGUCCAGCUGAGCGUUGGUCAAAGAAAGCAGUGAGGACAUUGUCCCCAUUUCACAGACGGGAUGAGCGGAGGAGCGGAGCAGGCCGACAUCCUAAGUGUGCUCUCCCUGGUGAAGGAGCGAUGGAAAGUGGUAAAGAAGAUCGGUGGUGGUGGGUUUGGGGAGAUCUACGAGGCUCAGGACCUGCUGACGCGGGUCAGUGUGGCGCUGAAGGUAGAGUCAGCCCAGCAGCCCAAACAGGUGCUGAAGAUGGAGGUCGCUGUCCUGAAGAAGCUCCAGGGUAAAGACCACGUGUGUCGCUUUGUGGGAUGCGGCCGCAACGACCGCUUCAACUAUGUCGUGAUGGAGCUUCAGGGUCGAAACCUGGCGGAUCUGAGGAGAAGUAUGCCUAGGGGAACAUUCAGCAUCAGCACCACCCUGCGUUUGGGGCGCCAGAUCCUGGAAGCCAUAGAGAGCAUUCACUCUGUCUGCUUCCUUCAUCGUGACAUCAAACCGUCCAACUUCGCCAUGGGCCGCUUUCCGAGCACUUGUCGGACCUGCUACAUGCUGGAUUUUGGUUUAGCUCGCCAGUUCACCAACUCCUGUCAGGAGGUCCGACCUCCUCGUCCAGUCGCAGGGUUCAGGGGAACAGUUCGCUACGCAUCCGUCAAUGCACACAAGAACAAGGAGAUGGGUCGCCACGAUGACCUGUGGUCUCUCUUCUACAUGCUGGUAGAGUUCCUGGUUGGACAGUUGCCGUGGAGGAAGAUUAAAGACAAAGAACAUGUUGGGAAGCUCAAGGACACCUAUGACCAUCGUCUAAUGCUCAAACACCUGCCUGCGGAGUUUGGGGUGUUCUUGGAGCACAUUUUCAGCCUUGACUACUACACCAAACCUGACUACCAGCUGCUGAUGUCAGUGUUUGACAACAGCAUGAAAACCUAUAAUGUUGUUGAAAAUGACCCCUAUGAUUGGGAGCGAACCACCACAGAUGGCACUCCGACAAUCAGUGUCAGCGCCACGACGCCCCAACACCACACUCGACUCACUCCUGCACAAAUGGGCAUGGCGAAUGCCUCUUUGAUCCCCGGUGACCUGCUGAGGGAGAAUACAGAUGAGGUCCUGCAAGACGAGCAGCUCAGCGAUGUGGAGAACAACGUUGCUCUAGAGCGAGCGCCGUGCUGUCCCCUCCCCCAGCAUCGCAACCAGGAGCCUGACGUCUGGGAAGAGCUGGAUCGCAACCGCAACAGAGUCAGGACGGCCGCCUGGAAGACGGGAACAGAGGACGAUCACUGCAACCAGGGUAAUCAUGGACACCAGAGUCCUUAUGCAGGACCAAGUCUGGGCUCUCCUGUCAAACUGCACUCAGAGGUGGCCCCUGGAGAUCGUGAUGGGCCUUUAAUGAGGAAGCUCCGCAAUAUCCAUAGUUUGGAGCUAGAGAGGAGGCUGGGCCUGGAUUCUAAGCCCAGCUCAGAGCGUUUCCCGGAUGCCUGUUCAGGGAAACAACAGUUUGGCCCCCAGCAUCAGGAGAAGGAGGCUGGUGUUACCCCAGGAACUCAGGGUCAAGCUGUGCCUGGAGAGCAAUCAGACAGGGUCUGGCACUAUGAUGAGGAGUUCCGGUCUGGAGAUGCUUCUCCAAAGCCAGCAUCACCAGGGUCUUUUGAGCAGGGAGCGGGGGCAGCUAGCAGCGGGGGCUUCGUGGCCCUUAAUUUGAGCUCUGGGAGGCAGGACGUUGACUCAAGGGAGUGGGUAAUGGUGGAGCGGCCCAGCGGCUCACCUGGAGCCAAAGCUCCAACCAGCCCUUCAGAGGAGGAUGAGGAGCCUGAAGUGCUACAGCCAGAGGAAGACACACCUGGAUGGGAAAAGGGUUCCCCAAGCCCGGGUUCUGGGAAAGCUAAGCAGGAAAGCAUGGCGUCCUCUAAGGGAAGUGCAAAAAUGGACAAAUUAGAGCUCAGUGUGGGUCCUGUAGGUGCUCUGCCACCUAUCACUCCAACCAGCCCAGCUGAAGCUCUGGCUGAGGGAAUACUUACUCAGUUCCCCACCUCUCCUCCAUCUCUGCCUGAGGAGGUCGUGGUACGGACGUCCAGCCCUAUCCCUCUGCGCUCUCCCAGUCCUCACACCCUCCUCACCACCCUGUCGGACCCACUGCACCAGCGCCAGCCUGCAGGCUUGAGGCGCAGCCAGUCGGCCGACCACCAGCAGCAGCGGGAACGCCCGUCCCUUUCUCCACCACCCAACCCUUCCCCAGGCACUUGCUCGCCCGGCCGCAGGAAACUGCCGGCCAUCCCUGCUGGUGCUGCCAACACAAAGUUCCCCUCAGUCAUUCGCAUCACUCGCGCCCAGCUUCAGCAGCUGACGGCUCAGCGUCCCUCUGGGCUGUCCUCUCAAUCAGCAUCAGACAGCGCUCCACAGUGCCUCCUGCUGGAGAGGCGUGGUGAAGCUGAAACUGUGGCUCAACAGAUCAAAGAGCACACAGCAGACACCAGUUCCCCCCAGGACCAUGUGCCCACCCGCCCGGGGACACCAACCGACCCCCUGGCUGAGACUCUAGUUAACAGAGACAGCCACACCAAAGCUCAAAGCCCUGUGCCAAGCCGCGCAUCAUCACCACGCUCUCCCCGUUCAGUGCACUCGCUUCCUCUACGCUCACCCUCCUCUCCACACUCUCCCCGCAGCCCCGUGCUCACCAGUGGUCGUCUCUCAUCUCCCGUUAACAGCCAAACUAACACCGCUCUCCAGAAGCUAAAAGACCCGGACAAUGAUUCUAGCCCCUCUCCAUGUGCCACAGAGCCUCAGAUGAAGGAGGUAAAGGGUGGAGAAGGGAAUCUGGCCCCACAGCAGACUGGUGACCCAGCUCCAAGCUCUUCUCCCAUUGCUUCCCGUAAAGAUCCCAGCCGGAGACAAAGCCGGAUUCCCGUUCUUGAGCCCUCCUGCCUGCUGGAGCUCCCUCCUCCAGGCUCUGCCAAGGAGAAACUCUUGCAGAAAAGAGCUAGCCACCAUGGCUCAGUUCCUUCUCCCACUGCCUCUCCCUCCCUCUCUGACAGGCGAGGCCCCAUUGUUGCCUCUCUCAUUAGAGAUCCACCGUCCUCCACUUCUGACCGCUCACAGGAUGAGGACUCUCUCAUAGGCUCCCGUUCUGACCGCCAGGGAGAUGAGGCUCCAUCUCUGUCCUCCUCCUCCAGUCCUCUGUCUCGCAAGAGCAGGAUCCCUCGACCGGUUCAUUCUGCCCCCUCUGCAGAGCAGCUGACGGCCCAGUUCCUGCCACGCCCACCCCCCGGAAAACCCCCGAGUCGUUCCACAGUGGAGGGCAGGCUCAGGCGUUACCGCAUCCGUGCUGGCAGCAACAGUGACUCAGACCUGCUGUCAUGCCUCACACAGCUGAUGCAAGGCUCCCGCAGCUCCUCCCUUCACCAUCGUUCCUCUGUGCAGCACGGCAGCUCCAGGAUGGGUGUCUGCAGCCUGGCGAGCUCUCCACAUCAUCAUCACCACCGCAGCUCCAGCGCCUCGCCACGCAGCUCCUCCUCUUUGCAACGCUCCGUCAGCUCCUCGCCCUCCCGCCUCGAGCACCGCGGUGGCGGGGGAGGGAUUUGCUUGGGCCGCAGCCACUCACCUCCCAGCUUCUCUGGCUCCCCUCCUCCCCGCCGUUUCUACCUCCACCACCAGGAGACGUGCUGCAGCCGACAGGCUCGCACAGGUCCCCUCCACCUGUCCAGGGGAAAGGGCUGCAGCCGAGAGGAAAAGUGCUCCAGCAAGCUGAGCAGAUAGCUGCCCACCAGGCUGUGGUGCAGCAGCAGAGGAGAGGGAGGUUCCAGAGAUGAUAGAAUAGACAACAGAAAAGAUAAGGCCCGAGUCUUCCUGUUCUAGUAGAGAAAUAAUUAGGUUCCCUUCGCUGGCAGAAACUCUUCCUAAUAUUCUCUUUGUUUUUCAUUUGCACAAAGGGUUUUAUUUUUUUUAUUCAUUAUUAUUAUUAAUUCAGCUGAUUAAAGUUGUGCAAACACAAAAUUUAAAGUAAAACAAGCUCCAAAUUUGAAUUUGAGUUUUAUUCACUUUCUCGUGAAAAAAAAAUAAGAAUUUCAUUUCUUCACAGUUUGUAUGAGGAUGCUGGAUAAACAAACUGAGCCUUAUGGGUAAAAUUAGACACUUCAGCCAUUAUAAUAAUUUAUCAGGCAGGCAAUGUGGCCUUUUCGACAUCCUCAUGGAAUAUCUCUCACUGUGUAGACCAGGGGUGUCAAACAUACGGCCCGCGGGCCGGAUCCGGCCCGCAUGCGGGUUAAAUCCGGCCCACGAGAUGGUUGUGUAAACUUUAUUUUCAUACUUUACAAUGUAGAGUGAAAAUAAACUUAUCAUUGUGAGCAAGUUUCCUCUGUAAUGAGUAUAAAUAAAACAAAGCUGUGCUCAAGGCUCACACAAGAACUUGAAUCACAUCCUGAAGUUGGCUGCCACUCAGGAUGUGACUUCUAAUAUUGAUGUGCUGGUGAAAGCUAAAAGAUGUAAAGUAAAAUGAGUCAAAUAUACUUUAAGUGAUGCAUGAAACUGAUCUAGCCAUGUGAUCUGUAAGCUCUUUGAAUCACUAAGGAAUGUUUUUUUUUUAAUUUAUAGAUUUUUUAUUUUUUAAAAUUUCAAGUACACUUCAGGAGUUGUACUUGUACUAUUUUGGAUACACUGUCCUCAGGCUCCAGCUUUGUUUUAUAUUGAUUGUAUUAAAACAAAGAAAACAAUCUGAAGUUGUUUUUAAUUUACAGGUCUGGCCCACUUGGGACUAGAUUUCCCUCAAUGUGGCCCCUGAGUUAAAAUGAGUUUGACACCUCCGGUGUAGACACAAGAAAAAAUGAGUAAAAGUGAUUUUUUUUCAUGUUGCAGGCAGAAAUAUUACACCUAAAAAGCAACUGAUUGCACCAUUGGACACAUAAACCCAUAGUAAUCUUAAUUUUUUAGCCCUACUAUAAAUGCACUUGGGAAUUUCUGAUUCCAGCUCAGUGAAAUAAUGUUCACAAUGUUGACUACAUUAUCUCCUCUCAUUUAGGAGGGUGCGAGCAGGGUAUGGGGUUUUUAUCUCUGCUAAAUUAAUCGUUUUUUAAAGGUAAUUAUUUAGAUGCUUUGUUUGCUAUGCUUCUGGCUCCUGCUUCUUCUGUGUGUGAUCUGGCGUCCCUCAGAGCAGCUUUCAGUGUUUAAUUAAAGGGAGUGCUCAGUGUGACCCUUCGUACAAUCAGUCAUGUUGAGUGCGUGAUGGUGCGCACCGUUUUGUGCCUACUGUGAUGCUGUGAGCGAAUCUUGAAGUCACACUGAAUGACGUGAAUAUUAUUAUUAUUAUUAUUGGAUCCUGUUGGUGUUGCAGACUGAAACAUGAUGCGUUUGUCUCAUCGUGUGCCUUUACACUUGGCCAGCUUGAGGGUUCACUCUGGUGUUAAAAAUAGAAAAAAUUACAGCAAAAGAGCCAAAAACAGACAUCUGCCAGCAGUUAAAUGAUAACCCUUUUAUUGUAAAUAAGGUAGCAAGUGGUUGUUUUUCUUUUUGAGCAGAAUUGAGUAAAGUUAAAGUGGAGACACUUGUUGGGUUUCAGCUCUCCUGUGUACACACAGGUCACGUUAUCAAACUCUUACCUGACUAAAAACAGGUUCGCAUUUAUUUUAUCCAGAACUAAAAGGCUUUCUUUGUGCGUGUUAAUUCCUUUGUUUGUUAGCGAAAUAUCUCAUGAGCAAUAGAACAGAUUCUAAUGAAACGUCCAGAAAGUAAAUCAAUGGAUGUAAAACACAAAUAAUAAAUGUUUGGAGUCAACUUAAUUCAAGAUCCAAUCAGAAUCUAUGGGUAACUCAACUUAGAAAACAUGUAGUACAUUUUACUGGUGUUGAUCCUGAACGCUGUGUGAAAGUAGCUAAGAUGCACCCCAUCAUAUUUUUGCAGAGAGCUGCUUAUUGCUAACGAUUAUGAUCCAAGAUAAUUCAAGAUGGCUGCAAUAACCAACUGAUGUUAACAAAAAUGGCUAAAAUGUGUUCAAAUCUACUGACAAUAAACUCAGAUUUGUUGUGUCAGUAGCACAGAGCCCUCCUAAAUAAACACUCCAAAUUCAAUACAUUCAGUUGUGAUAUGGCAUGAGACUACCGUACAAGUUAGUAUUAUUUUUGAGAUACAAAUGCUGGCAUAAAGCUGUGGAGUUUACUUUCUUUACAUUCUUUCAAAGAAAAAUGUUGCUGCACUGAAGAACUCCUCAACAACCAUUUCCUGUUAAACAUCCUGUAGGACAGUGGUACCCUACCUUUUUUCCUUGAGAACCCCUUUCUAGGGGUCAGGAAAAGCCAAGGGCCCCGACCCUAACUCCUACAUUGGUGGUUCUAGGGAUGGGGCCACAGGGGCGUAGGGAGCCUAAGUCUCCUCCCUUUCCAGUCGGCUCAUGCCGAUCCUGGAUCGCACAUAUGUUGUACUGCAGUUUAAAUGAAAAGUAAUGAUGGGUGUUUCAACCAUGUCAGUCACGUACUUUUAGAUUUAUCAGCUUGUAAAAGUUCGUAGUUAGCAUGGCUAUAAACUAGAAAUCGGCACAUCACAUAUGUAACAUCACCACAUAAUCUCCUCUCCCCUAGCGUAGCUGCUACUUACCAAAUGGCCAGAUUUACGGUGGUUCUUUCCUCCUGUGGGAAAGAUUUAAAGUUUGCUGAACUUACAGCCAUUUCCCCUCUGUUUUCUCCGUGUCUGGUUCGAUGACGUCACUUUCGUGAAGCACAUUUGCAGUCCUGGACUUAUUUUCACACAAAACCUAAAAUAGCGUUUCCCCCCAUUUGAAAAUAAAUGCUUUCUUGGUAUCAAAAAGCUUAUUUAAAAUUCACUGGACAUCAGACAUCAUAUGUGAAAUCCAUAGAACAUAACAAGCGGAAUUAGAAAAUAGCUCUUUUGGACCCAUUGACUUGCAUUCAUUUAUUUCGUUCUUCCAGGGACCCAUUGUCCGGAAGUAGAUGGGCGUGACUUAGUCUCCCUAUUGGCCCCUGCUGAAAUCUGAUUGGCCCCCUGAAACGCUCCUGUCCUCCCACUCAUCUGUUCUUUGCACGAUGAUCAGACUACAGAAGGAUGCAAUUCCAAGUCCAAACGCUAGUGGCACUAAUGAGCCAAUUUUUAAUUCUUAAUAAUUUUAAUUCUUAAUAAUUCUUAGCGUGAUAUUUUGUGUAAAGAUGCUGGACUAAUACUUGGCGCCUCUAUAAAUAUUGUGGCCCCUUGAUGGUCCUAGCUCCUGCCUCCGUAUACUAAAAGGGAUUCUUUGCAAACUUUAAACAGAAAUACGCAGUUUUAACUCUUAAACAGAGUUGUAAUUAUACUAAUGGGUGUGUAAUUGAGAUUUUAAAAAUGUAAGUUUUAUAUAUAGUCCUUACAACCCUUUAAUCUUGUGAGGGUCCUCUUGAGGGAUCGUGGACCCCAGGUUGGGAACCACAGCUGCAGCAUUCGGCUUCUUUUAUAGCUGCUCCUUCCACACACAGAAAAUAAAAAAUAAAACUUACACAACUAUUAGAAUUUGCUGUAAAAAAAUGCACACAAUUUAGCAUUUCAUUCCAUUGUUUAAAGUUGUAGAAUGAGUAAAGUGAAUGCACUUCCUCCACUGAUUAGUUGCUGGGGUGUGACAGCCUCUGGAUCCGUGUAGCUGCUUGGCACGAUGAACAAAAUGUUACGGAUAGCAGGAGAAAAGGCUGAAGGUCGUAAGAGUUUGUUUUGACUUUGAAGACGCUGCUGCGCUCACAGACAAAAUAAAUAUAGUCGAAUAUUUGACCAAUUUUUCUGAUGUGGUUGGAACUGAUUAGAUGAAAGGGUGUUUGCUUUGUGGAUAUCUGCUGUUUUUCCUCAGUUCAUGCAGAUUAGUCUGCAGAUUGAUGACUCAUCCCAAAGGCAGACAGCGUUCAGUCAGUCGACUGCCUUAAAUUCUAUUCUCUUCCCUCUCCAUGCAUAGCGAGGGAUGACUGAGCCAUGUCUGUUAGGCUGAACCGAGCCUUCAUGGCUCUUCUCUCUAGUCUCUUAACGACACGCUCCACUAUUCCUGUUCGUCCCAUCGUUCGCCAACUUCUGUAUGAGUGGAUCAUUGAUAAUCUAAGUAAUGGAAACCUGGUAGAUUUAAUUUUGUUGUGCUUUAACUAUGUGCACACACAGAUGACUCAGCAGAUUUUCAUAUUACCAGCAACUGAUCUUUAAAUUCCUUCUCUGUCAACCAACAAAAGCAAAAAAAUAAAUAAAUUAGUAUUUAAAUACAAAAAAAAAAUCUGUAUUGUUAAAGAAUAACUUAUGCUAAGGAUGGAAGAAACACUAAAAAUGCUGCUGGUUUUACAAGAUAAUCAGAUUUCUUCAUGUUUUUAUUUAUUUUAUAUUAACAGUGUGUGUAGCUGCAGCAUUUGUGUAGCAUUUUGGUGUUUGUUGUUUCUGGUUCCCAAAGGCCAAAGGUAACUUUUCUUUGUCUUUUUUUAAAUGGAAAUAAAUUGUUUUGGGUGUCUAAUUGUACACUUUUAAUGUAAUAAAAUUUGAUUACUUGUUAAUAUUUAUAGAAACUUUACAGAGAUUAUUUAUUCCCAUCCAUUAAUUUGAAUUUUGAUAUUUUUUGUGUUUUGUAUUUUAUGGUUUUUCAAAUGUAACUGUACAGUCUCAAAGAAAGAAUGUAACGAGUUGGAAUUUUGCAUUGUAUAUAACUGUAAUUAUUUAUGUUUAUUCUUUCAUUUGUAUCAUAGCAAUGCUUUGUACAGUGUUUUUUUCCUUUUGUUUAAAAGUUAUUUUGUAUUUUAUUUUUAUAAACUGGUUAUGAAAGAAAUACUCAUUCUGCAUGCCGACAGAAUCAUUCCACAUGUUUCUGUAUAUAAUCCUGCACACUAGACAAAUAUACAUAUAACAGCAUCCAUCUUUUAUACAGCUCUCCUUCAGCUGUGUGAAUUAUAAAUAAAAACAUUCCCAAAUAA